This is a messenger RNA of Bufo bufo (common toad), 4071 nucleotides long. RefSeq names its product ring finger protein 19A, RBR E3 ubiquitin protein ligase (gene RNF19A). NCBI's taxonomy places the organism in Eukaryota, Metazoa, Chordata, Amphibia, Anura, Bufonidae. The coding region runs from base 368 to 2761 and encodes 797 amino acids. The record is from RefSeq and is a predicted model, not a curated record. The transcript has 10 exons. Gene Ontology annotation, cellular component: ubiquitin ligase complex; cytoplasm. Gene Ontology annotation, biological process: ubiquitin-dependent protein catabolic process; positive regulation of proteasomal ubiquitin-dependent protein catabolic process; protein polyubiquitination. Gene Ontology annotation, molecular function: zinc ion binding; ubiquitin conjugating enzyme binding; ubiquitin protein ligase activity.
CGUGCUGGCGACUGUUGGGAGCGCGCGUCCCUCCCUGCUUACUGACCCCCUCCUUCUUCUCCCCGGUUCCCUCACUUCCGCUUCACUGAUGGCUCAGACGGCGGCCGCAGGGUCCGGCACUAAAGUCCGGUGAUUAUUUACAACGGGCCGCCCCGGUUCUGUCCGCCCGAGGAGUACUCUACGUGGACCCGUCGCUGAGACUGACUCGGAGUGGCCGUGCCUACGACACAAGAUUUUCCGCUUCAAACCAGAGAAGGAGGAUUGAUUGGCACGCGGAUUACUCUCUGUCCAGGGCUCCGGAUACGGCUUGGAAUUAUGACCCGUGCCAUGCACGCGUGCUGAAUGAAUCAUUUGUGGUGUGGUAGAAAUGAGUUUGCAUUGCCAGAUGGGUUCAGAUCGGGACCUCCAGUCGUCAACUUCCUCCGUCAGCCUUCCUCCAGUGAAAAAGGCACCAAAGAAAAGGAGAAUGCCAUGGGGGUCCAUCUUCCGCAAGAAAAAAGAUCCAAAGCGGAAAUCGAGGGACCUGACUGGUGGGGUCGAUGGGAUUGCUAGCAUUGAGAGCAUUCACUCGGAGAUGUGCACUGACAAAAAUUCCAUAUUCUCUGCCUCUGUGAACUCGGCAGACAAUGCCUGCGCCAGGAAACAGAGCGGAGACUUUAUGGAGUGCCCCCUGUGCCUUUUACGGCACUCCAAGGACCGUUUUCCUGAAAUAAUGACCUGCCACCAUCGUUCGUGCGCGGACUGCUUACGUCAGUACCUGCGGAUAGAGAUCUCGGAGAGCAGGGUCAAUAUCAGCUGUCCAGAGUGCUCAGAACGCUUUAACCCUUAUGAUAUUCGCUUAAUACUUAACGAUGACGUCCUGAUGGAGAAGUACGAGGAGUUUAUGCUCAGAAGGUGGCUUGUCGCUGACCCAGAUUGUAGAUGGUGCCCAGCUCCUGACUGUGGCUAUGCCGUCAUCGCAUUUGGCUGUGCCAGCUGCCCAAAGUUGACCUGUGGCCGUGACGGAUGUGGAACAGAGUUCUGCUACCACUGCAAACAGAUAUGGCACCCGAACCAGACUUGUGAUGCUGCGCGACAAGAGCGGGCUCAAAGCUUGCGCCUGAGGACAAUCCGGUCGUCAUCUAUAAGUUAUAGCCAGGAGUCUGGAGCUGCAGCGGAUGAUAUCAAGCCUUGCCCAAGAUGUGCUGCCUAUAUCAUAAAGAUGAAUGAUGGAAGCUGCAACCACAUGACGUGUGCCGUAUGCGGCUGUGAGUUUUGCUGGCUCUGCAUGAAGGAGAUCUCAGAUCUGCAUUAUCUCAGUCCAUCAGGAUGUACGUUUUGGGGAAAGAAGCCUUGGAGCAGGAAGAAGAAGAUCCUUUGGCAGCUUGGGACCCUUGUAGGGGCCCCUGUUGGGAUUGCUUUGAUAGCCGGGAUUGCCAUUCCUGCGAUGAUUAUUGGUAUACCUGUAUAUGUAGGAAGGAAGAUACACAAUCGCUACGAGGGUAAAGACAAUUCAAAGCACAAGAGAAAUCUGGCGAUAGCCGGCGGCGUCACCUUGUCAGUCAUCGUAUCUCCGGUCGUUGCUGCUGUAACCGUAGGCAUCGGAGUCCCUAUUAUGUUGGCGUAUGUCUAUGGAGUAGUCCCAAUAUCACUAUGCCGAAGUGGAGGCUGCGGUGUGUCAGCCGGUAAUGGGAAAGGUGUCCGAAUUGAAUUUGAUGACGAGAAUGAUAUCAAUGUUGGCGGAGUGAAUACUGCAGGAGACACCACAUCCGUAGCAGAAGCUCGUCACAACCCCAGUAUCGGGGAAGGAAGCGUAGGAGGAAUGACCGGCAGCUUGAGCGCCAGUGGAAGUCACAUGGAUAGAAUUGGCGCCAUCCGGGAUAACCUGAGUGAAACAGCCAGCACCAUGGCAUUAGCAGGGGCUAGCAUUACUGGUAGCCUCUCUGGAAGCGCCAUGGUCAAUUGUUUCAAUAGGCUGGAAGUCCAAGCAGACAUACAGAAGGAGAGAUACAGCCUGAGUGGAGAAUCGGGCACUGUGAGCCUAGGAACUGUCAGUGACAACGCAAGUACCAAAGCCAUGGCUGGCUCCAUCCUGAAUUCCUACAUCCCACUGGACAGGGAAGGUAACAGCAUGGAAGUUCAAGUGGACAUUGAGUCUAAACCAGCCAAAUUCAGGCACAAUAGUGGUAGCAGUAGUGUUGACGAUGGCAGCGCCCCAGCUCGGAGCAGCAUGGGCGGCUCAGGAGCUGGGCAAACAGAAAGUAAAUGCAGCGCCACCAAAUGGUCCAAAGACAAUACAGCAGGGAAGAAAUGCAAAGGCAAGCUACGAAAGAAAAGUAGCACCAAGAUAAACGAGACGAGAGAGGACAUGGAUGCUCAGCUCCUGGAGCAGCAAAGUACUCAUUCCAGUGAAUGUGACUCCCCUUCUCUUAGUGACAGCUUGCCAUCAGUGGCAGACUCUCAUUCUAGUCAUUUCUCAGAAUUUAGCUGCUCCGAUAUGGAGAGCAUGAAAACCUCCUGCAGCCACGGUUCCAAUGAGUAUCACACUCGCUUUGUUACUGUCAGCCCACUCCCCGAAGUGGAAAACGACCGUCUAGAAAAUUCUCCUCAGCCUGGUGGUGUCCCAAUGGUUAGCAUCCCUGUUCCUUGCACAGAUGUCCCUCAGCUGAGCUAUAUAGCAGAGGAGGGGGCCAGUCAGGGCUUACCCAGCCCAGGGGAGAAGACGGACACUGAGAAUGAUCCAAAAACAGAAGGGAACUGUACAAUCCAGACGGACAUCUAGGCCUGUUAUUGCUGCAAUACUACUUUCUACCACUAACCAGUUCUGCUCACAUGGAAAGCUUUGCAAAAUGGUGGAAACCGUACUAAAUAGAAUGGGAGUCCUUCCACUGCUGCGUACCAUUGAUUUCAAGAAUCCAUUGUUUGAAAGCUUGUGACCCCACCUUGGUGUGGGUUGCGGGUCACCUGGAAGGUCACAGGAUGCCUAAUCGAACAGGUUAUCUGCCAUACCUGAUACUACAGGAGGCUUGCGCGCACUGCAAAGGCGGCCACACGACGUUCUGUGAAGACGCAGCUGUCCGUGUCACUGUAGCAGGGUCAUAAUUACAAUCGCUAAGUAACUUCAUUCCAAAAUCUGGAGGAAUGUGUGAAGUGUUUAAGUUAGCAAGUCAGUUUGCAAAAGUUAGUCAUGCUGGAGCAGAAGUUUUUAAAUGUUUAUUUUAUCUUUUUGCACAGACGGUCAGAAAGAAUAGUAAAUUUGUCCACAUAUUCGACAUCACUGGUGUUUAAAUCCAAAAUGGAGUCUAUCACCAGUUCAACUUAUCGCAGAGGGCAGUGUCACCUGUCAUCUUCUUGGGAGCAGACCAUCCUCUCAUGUUUUGGUGCCUUCAGCAAAGACUGGGUUUUAAGUGCCUGGUCAUGAAAAUUUGUACUAAAUGUUGCUAGUUUUUAUUUUAUUUUUAUUAUUAUUCUGCUUAGUCCUCUACGGCCACCUGAGAACUAGACUAUGCCCUCCAGGCCACUGACGGUGGUAGAUCGAUUAUUAAUGUCUGUCAUUAAUACAAAUGUAUUCACCUACCAAAGACGCACUCAGGCUUUAGAGGAAAUAUGUAUAUCGACAUCUACAAUCGCAAAUAAAGCACAGUGCAGGAGCUGCACACCUACAAGGGGUCGGAUGUGGAACAUGGCUGUGAUCUAGUUUUCUACUUUUAUCAUACAAAAAGGAAGGAGUGAAAGUCUGCGAGUCCAGAAGGUGGUCCUCGAACAUUUUACUGUUAAUCCGUGCAAUGUGUUUCACUUUGACAAUGCAAAACAGUUGUUGGUAUUAAAAAAAUAAUAAUAAUAAAAAAGUUGACGUUCCGGUCUCUGUAAGUGUUGCCGAGAAGGUGCUAAUGAUUGAGCCGGAGUGCUUCUCAGAAGUGAUGCCGUGUGCUGCAGUCCAAUAUGAUGAUUCCAGUCACCUGUUUAAUCCGCUUUUAACACUAGUGCCAGUUACGUUGGACGAAGCUUGUUCCUGUAUUUGUAUAUGUGUUUUAUUUUGCUUAUAAAGAUGCGUGUAAAAAGCAUACUGAAUAAAUGUCUGUGCUGACCGCC